This is a messenger RNA of Malania oleifera, 2196 nucleotides long. RefSeq lists its product as uncharacterized. Bases 1 to 2196 code for a protein of 731 amino acids. The transcript has 6 exons. The record is from RefSeq and is a predicted model, not a curated record. NCBI's taxonomy places the organism in Eukaryota, Viridiplantae, Streptophyta, Magnoliopsida, Santalales, Ximeniaceae.
AUGAUGGGAACUGUAGAGACCAAGUUAUCUGAUGAUAAGCUAAAGGGGAUGAUGAACAGAAAAUUCAAGGAUUGGAAACAAUUAAAUAACUUUGAGGCACACAGGGGAGGGAGAAUUGUGGUGUUGUGGAACCCACAGACAGUGCAAGUCUUAGCACACCAGAUGAACCUUAAAUGUCAAGUCACCUCGAAGGUGUUUGUUGUGACCUUUAUAUAUAGGUUUAAUACAGUGGUAAGAAGAAGGGAACUGUGGAGAGACAUAAUUCAUUAUGGAAGUGGAUACUCAGGACCAUGGCCGCUGAUGGGUGAUUUUAAUUGUGUCCUAGAUGCAAAGGAGAAAAGAAAUGGAAUUCAUCCUUUAGAUUAUAAGGUAAAGGACUUCAGAGACUAUCUCAAUGAAGCUGGGCUAUGUGAUUUAAAUUCCAUUGGGUCCUUUCUCACUUGGUCCAACGGAAGAGUUUGGUGUAAGCUUGACAGGGUGAUUGUAAAUCAGGGUUGGCUAAUGGAAGAUUGGAAUGCUCAGGCGAGAUUUCAAUUCCCUGGUGUACUCUCUGAUCACUUUGUCAGUCUGGUUUCUCUGUUUGAACACCAGGAAAUGGGUAAAAUCCCAUUCAAAUUCUUUAACAUGUGGACUAACCAUAGUGACUUCCAAAAAAUUGUUGAACAAGUGUGGGGUAAGCACUAUGAUGGAUACAAUAAGUUCAGGCUGGUAAAGAAGCUACAGGCUUUGAAGAUCCCAUUGAAGAAAGAGCUUAUUGCAAAAAGGAGAGAAGCAGUAAGAUUGGAAGAAGCUAACAGGCAGUUUGCAGCACAAGUGGCCAAAUGCAGAUGUCUAAAGAAUUGUGAUAGAGGAACAGCUUAUUUCCAUGCUAUAUUGAAGAGGAACAAAACUAGAAAUCAUAUAGCAUCAAUUACAAACCAGAAUGGGGAGACAACGGAAUCCUAUGAGCAGGCAUGGAACACAGUAGGGAGGGAUGUAGUGCUACCAGUGAAGGAGUUCUUUAACUCUGGAAAGCUAUUGAAGCAACUGAAUCAUACAAUUAUUGCUCUGAUACCCAAAUCAAGUCACGCAAGCAAUGUAAAUGACUUUAGACCAAUAUCCUGCUGUAAUGUGGUGUAUAAAAUCAUUUCAAAGGUGAUUUCAACAAGAGUCAAGCCCUGUCUUAAGGAGUUGAUUAACCCAGCUCAGGCAGCAUUUGUUAAGAAAAGAAGUAUGGCUGAAAAUAUACAUCUUGUUCAAGAACUAGUAAGAGGAUACGCAAGGAAAAGAGUUACUCCCAGAUGCCUACUCAAGGUUGACUUAAGGAAAGCCUUUGACACUGUGGCUUGGCCUUUCCUGACAGAUAUGCUAAAACACUUGAAGUUUCCUCAGGAAAUGAUCAAUUGGAUACUUGGGAGUCCCUCUGCUGGCACCAAGACUGAAUUCAACUCACUAUGGUCUAGUGGUGAAUCGAAUAGCAAGUCUACUGAAGGAUUGGAUGGAGGGUUCCUUUGGGGUGGGAGGAGAAAGCCACUGGUUGCAUGGAAAGAUAUCUGUGUCCCCAAAAUAGAAGGGGGCUUGGGAGUUGUUGACUUGAGCUUUUGGAACAAGGCAUUGCUAACCAAAACCUUGUGGAACAUACAUUUGAAAAAAGACUCUUUGUGGUCAAAAUGGAUGCAUCAUAUGUAUUUGAGCAAUACAACCAUCUGGGAAGUGACAGCAAAGAAAGAUGACUCCAAUCUCUUUAAGAAAUUUCUGGAGAUUAGAGAUCAAUUGAUGGAAAAAUGUGGAGAUGAGAGAAAUUCCACUAAACUGAUGGGAAGAUGGGAAGAUGACAAUCACCAGUGCUACGAAUUCUGGAGAAACAAAAAUCAGAUUGUGCCAUGGGCUAGAGAGGUCUGGUAUAGUGCUAUCCUACCCAAGCAUGCAUUUUGCCUCUGGUUAGCUGUGAAGGGAAAGCUCCCUACUUGUGACAAUAUGACUGUAGAGGGAAUGGAUCAUAACUGUACUUACUGCAAAGCUGGUCCCGAGACCCUUGAACAUUUGUUCUUCAGAUGCAAUUUCACAGCUGGGGUAUGGAAGAAAAUCAAAGAGUGGCUGGGCAUAAGGAGGGAAAUGAAUACGAUUAAAGCUGCUGUAAAAUGGCUUCAUAAAGAGGUUAUGUUUUAUUUAGCACAGAUGAUGAUGCAAUUUGGAAGCCGAGAAGCACUUACAUGA